Dermatophagoides farinae (American house dust mite) is the source of this 2179-nucleotide messenger RNA. RefSeq names its product real-time (gene retm). The record is from RefSeq and is a predicted model, not a curated record. NCBI's taxonomy places the organism in Eukaryota, Metazoa, Arthropoda, Arachnida, Sarcoptiformes, Pyroglyphidae. Gene Ontology annotation, cellular component: mitochondrial intermembrane space.
AUAUAGCAGAUAUUUAUCACAAGCUUCUGUUACUUCUUUCAAGUUGAUUCGUUGAAGUAAUCUUUAAGUUUUUAUGUAUGUGUGUGUGCGUAUUGUUUCAUAAUUUUUUUUAUUUUUUUUUCUCUUAAAACGAAAUUCAUAAAAAUGUCUAAAAGAUCUAAUAAAGUGAAAUAUGCACUGAAGAUAGAAAUUUAAAAUCAAAUCCUGUACUUUGUGGCUGUUGCCGUUGUUUGAUGUUUAUUCCAUCAAUUUGAUGUGUGUGUGUGUGUGUGUAUCAUUUUGAACUGGGAACUGGGAACCAUAGACCCCCAUUUCAUAAGCCGGAUGAUUCUUAAUUUUUUUUUUCGUUUUACUACGUCGUCGUCGUAGUCGUCAUCGUCUUUGUGAUCGUUAUCAAAAUUGAAAGAAUUUUCUUCAUUCAUUCAUUCAUUCACUCACUCACAACACAUGAAGCCGUAUAUCAUACAAAAAAAAAGUGCACUCUAUUGAUCUCUAUAUGGUUCGGUGUGAAAAAAACAAGAUUAAAAGAAUUUUAUGAACUUUUAUAUAUGCAUAAUAAAACAUUCAGAAAAACAAAAUCAGUGAUAAUCAUCAAAAUUCGAUUCAAUUUUUAUUUUGGCAACACGAUUUUUUUAUUGUCAUUAUUUUUCUGGUUCUAGUUCAAGUGCCAUUCGAAUUUCACAUCACUCAAUCAAACUUACCUUCACUUUCUCUCAUUUAUUUUUUUUUUUUUUGAUAUUCACAAGCAAACGUGUGAUUGUUGUCAUGAUCAUAUCACAUGAUCAUUUUAGGUGCUAAAAAAAACUGUCUCCAAUUUCGCAUUUUUUUUUCUUGGUUUUCAAAAGUGAUUAAAUCACCGAUAAUUUUUGUGCUUGUUUGUGCAUGAUAAUCGACUAGUCAUCAUUUAUAGAAUAACAUUUUUUUUCAAAUUUAAAUAUUUCUUAAAAACACAUUGAACAUAAUGGUUCAACAAUAUAAAGCACCCGUACGGGUUUUCAAAUAUCCAUUCGAAUUAGUCAUGGCGGCAUAUGAAAAACGAUUUCCAACAUGUCAUCUUAUACCAGUAUUUGUUGGUAGUGAUAAAAUCUAUGAUAAUAUUAGCGACGAUGGUUCUAUUCAUGUGAUUGAACGUCGUUGUCGUAUUAGCGUUGAUGCACCAUAUCUUCUUCGUAAGAUUACUGGAGUGGAUCAUGUUCUAUUCAUACAAAGAAAUACACUGAAUCGACGAAAACGUAUGCUGAAAAUAGAAGCAAAAAAUGAAAGCUUCAGCAAUCAUAUUAAUAUUCAUGAAUUAUGUUAUUAUCGGGUUUCACCCGAAAAUGAAGAUUGGACCAUAUUCGAACAACAAGCCAGUCUGGAAAUCAAAUCAUUUUGGGGUUUCGAACAUGUUGUUGAACGAUUAGCUGUUAAACAUUAUUCACAAAAUAUUAAAAAAGGUCAAGAAAUUAUUGAAUAUCAUAUCAAUGAAUUGGCUCAAGAAGGUAUUACCAGCAUGCCUCGUUAUGAAUCAAGCUCAAAUCCAAAUGAAAAUUCCGAUGAUAAUGAUAAUGAUGAGGAUUCCGAUAAAUUUAGUGAUUCCUUAUUCAAUAAUGGUGGCAGCAAUCAUAUUGAACACCAACAUCAACAACAAUCUGCUAAUAAUAAAAAUCAUAACGGUAUGAUUAUUUCACAUAGUCAAGAUUCAGUUCGAAGUCCAAUAUCGUCAAAUAUCGACGAUACAAUCACGUCCAAUAAUCAUAAACGUUCCACGAAAAAUUCCAAAUUUGAUUGUAUUCGUUCCAAUUCGGUGGAAGAAAAAAUCCAAGCCACUAAACAGAAAAUAUUGAACAAAUGUGAAAGUCUUAAGAAAAAAAGUUCAUUCGAAAAUAAUAAUGGCACAGCAGUGGCGGCGGUAGUCAAGACUAGUAAUAAUAACAGUAACAAUAAUGCCGUAUCACUAAGUUGAUGAUAUCAUCAAUAUAUCGAUUUUCGUUGAGAUUCCUUGAAGACAAACAAAACAAAACAAAAAAAUUUCUUUUGUGCUCCUUACACACAACCAUGUCGAAAUAGAAUCGAAUUUAUUUGAAAUUCGAAUCGAUUUUUCUUCUAUGUAUCUUGUCUGUGUUAUCAACUAAUUAUUAUUAUUAUUAUUAUUAUCCAAAAGCAGAAAAGUCAAAGAAAUUAUCAUCAUCGAAUUCAC